AUGGUAAAAGCUCCACUAAUAGUGUUUCUAUAUUCAGUCAGAGUUACUGUGAAUUCAGCCAGGUUGUCUCAAACCCUCGUUUCCUGUGGGAUUUUCCAGUAUACUCUGGCCACAGAUGCCUUCCAGCUGGGAUACACAGAAGACGGACACUGUAAAGGUGAAGUGGAGCUCUCACUGCCCCCACCUCAGAGGCUUGUGUGGGACAUCCCAUCAGAGGUUCAGGCUCAGGUCUGCAGCUCCCUGGCUGUUGCCCAGACCUUGGCCGAUGAUGUGGACUGCCAUGUGUUUCCAUUCAAUGACUUUGGAAAGGGUCGGAUCAAGAAGUGCAGGAUCAGUCCCGAUGCUUUCAUACAGAUCAGCCUCCAGUUGGCGUACUACAGGGAUCGUGGUGGAUUCUGUCUGACGUACGAGGCAUCGAUGACCCGUUUGUUCAGGGAGGGCCGAACAGAGACUGUGAGAUCCUGCUCCAAUGAGAGCUGUGCCUUCAUCAAAGCUCUGGAGGGUGGAGAGAGGGAAGAAGAAUGUGGGCAUCUUUUCCGACGAGCCUCUGAGAAGCACCAGAACCUUUAUCGACUGGCCAUGACUGGAGCUGGGAUCGACAGACACCUCUUCUGCCUCUAUGUGGUCUCCAAAUACUUGGGGGUGGAGUCCCCUUUUCUCAAGGAGGGCAGCCCAGGAAGCGAAGACGCUCCUGGUAGAGUGAGCCUUCAAGCAGACCGGCAGGGGGCCGGGCCCUGCAGCAUAGGCGUGGCAGAUGACGUCCACGAUCCAGUGGGAGAGGCGCUGUUUGGAAAGAGGACAGCCUAA
This is a messenger RNA of Nematolebias whitei (Rio pearlfish), 807 nucleotides long. RefSeq names its product carnitine O-palmitoyltransferase 1, muscle isoform. The record is from RefSeq and is a predicted model, not a curated record. Gene Ontology annotation, cellular component: mitochondrion. NCBI's taxonomy places the organism in Eukaryota, Metazoa, Chordata, Actinopteri, Cyprinodontiformes, Rivulidae. Gene Ontology annotation, molecular function: carnitine O-palmitoyltransferase activity. The coding region runs from base 1 to 807 and encodes 268 amino acids. The transcript has 5 exons. Gene Ontology annotation, biological process: carnitine metabolic process; fatty acid metabolic process.